Messenger RNA from Protomyces lactucae-debilis, 285 nucleotides. Its product is annotated as Tim10/DDP family zinc finger-domain-containing protein. NCBI's taxonomy places the organism in Eukaryota, Fungi, Ascomycota, Taphrinomycetes, Taphrinales, Protomycetaceae. The transcript has 2 exons. Gene Ontology annotation, cellular component: mitochondrial inner membrane. Bases 1 to 285 code for a protein of 94 amino acids. Gene Ontology annotation, biological process: protein insertion into mitochondrial inner membrane. The record is from RefSeq and is a predicted model, not a curated record.
AUGUCUUUCUUCGGUGGUGGUGCCAAGAACAGCCAAGCUGUGAACCCGCAAGCUGUUGCUCAGGCGGAAGGUGAACUCGAUAUGAUCAUGGAUCUCUUUCAACGGCUAGGCAAUGCGUGUCAUACCAAGUGCAUCAACAAGACCUAUCACGAGUCUGAUCUCAAUAAGGGCGAGUCUGUGUGUAUUGACAGGUGCGUGGGUAAGUACUUCGCCACCAAUGUCAAGAUUGGAGAGAAGCUGCAACAAAAGAUGGAGCAAGGCCAAUCGAUGGGUAUGGGUAUGUAA